AUGUCGCUGGUGGACGACGGCUUCGAGGCCCUUUUGGAGCCAUUCUACAAUGGCAAGAAGCUUACCGAUCCGGUAAACACCAAGGACGACAAGUUCCAGCUUUUGCCCGCCUUUCUCAAAGUAAAGGGGCUUGUAAAACAGCACAUCGACUCAUACAACUUUUUCGUCGAACAAGAGAUCAAGGACAUUGUCCGAGCGAACCGCACCAUUCGAAGCGAUGUCGACAGCAAUUUUUGGCUAGAGUUCACAGAUAUCCGCGUCGAUCGACCUCGUCGCCAAGAUCACAAUGAUGCUAAGUCUCGAACUGAGGUCACCCCUAUGGAGUGUCGACUGCGAGACAUGACAUAUGCCGCUCCCAUUGUCGUUGAUAUCGCAUACAUUCGAGAUAAGCGCCGAAUUAUACGGAGAGACGUGCCUCUGGGUCGUAUGCCAGUCAUGUUAAAGAGCUCCAAGUGUCGAUUGGGCGGUGCCAACAACGCCCAAAUGGAGGCCAUGAAUGAAUGCCCUCUUGACCCUGGCGGUUACUUCAUUAUCAAUGGCACGGAAAAAGUCAUAUUGAUCCAGGAGCAGCUGAGCAAAAAUCGAGUCAUUGUCGAAGCCGACGAAAAGAACAACGUCAUAUCUGCUUCAGUGACGAGUUCGACCCACGAACGAAAGUCAAAGACAUAUGUUACCUUGAAAAAGGACAGAAUUGUUAUGACACACAACGUCCUGGUUGAAGGCAUCCCCAUUGUAAUUAUUCUCAAGGCUCUGGGAGGGUUGACUGACUACGAAAUCAUGCAACUGGUCGCUGGUUCAGAUGGUCGAUAUCAGGACGAGUUUGUUAUCAAUUUUGAUGAGGCAACCAGAGCUGGUGUCUUCACACAACAUCAGGCUUUAGAAUACAUCGGCUCAAGGGUCAAGAUGGGGUCGCGUAGGGCCAUGUUUGGACCGCAGGUUCGCCGGAACAAUGUUGAAGAAGGCCUUGACGCCCUUGCCAACCUCAUUAUCGCUCAUGUUCCCAUCGAGGGCUUGGAUUUCUAUCCUAAAGCUAUUUACGUGGCAAUGAUGACACGACGAGUCCUGAUGGCAUCGCAGGAUUCCAAGUUGGUUGAUGAUAGGGAUUUUGUUGGUAAUAAGCGGUUGGAAUUGGCAGGCCAACUCCUCUCUCUUCUCUUUGAGGAUUUGUUCAAGCGAUUCAUGGGCGAGGUCAAGAUGUCUAUUGACAAGUUUCUCAAGAAAAACAAUCGCGCAGUUCCCCUCGAUGCUGUUCAUAUGAUCAGCAACCACGCGAACAAUAUUGGCAUGGGAAUCAACCGUGCAAUUCAAACAGGUAAUUGGAGUGUGAAGCGAUUCAACAUGAAUCGAGCGGGUGUCACGCACGUGCUCAGCCGGCUCAGUUACAUCAGUGCCUUGGGAAUGAUGACCCGAAUCAGCUCUCAGUUCGAAAAGACGCGAAAGGUCUCUGGCCCGCGUGCUCUGCAGCCAUCACAGUGGGGUAUGCUUUGUCCUUCAGACACUCCCGAAGGUGAAGCCUGCGGUCUGGUGAAGAAUUUGGCGCUCAUGACGCAUAUUACGACCAAUGUGGACGAGGCACCUGUGAAGCGAUGGAUAUUUACACUGGAUACGGGUGUCGAGCCCAUCCGAAACUUUUCAGGCGCCGAAAUGCACCGUGAGGGCUCAUAUAUCAUUCAUGUGAAUGGUACACCAUUUGCCCUUACACGGUAUCCCAAGCGAUUUGCCUCAAGAUUCCGCACCAUGCGUCGAAGGGGCUGGAUCUCACCAUUCGUCAGCAUUAACUUGAACAGCCAUUUUAAUGCCGUCCACAUUGCGACAGAUGAAGGUCGCAUCUGCCGACCGUACAUUAUUGUCAAGAACGGGAAGCAAAAGCUUACAGCUGAUCAUCUCAAGUUGUUACACCUUGGGAAGGUUACAUUCGACGACUUUUUGACACGAGGUAUCGUCGAAUACCUCGACGUCAAUGAGGAACAAGAUGCCCUGGUUACUAUUUAUGAAAAUCAAAUAACACAAAGCACAACACACUUAGAGAUUGAGCCAUUCACUCUCCUUGGAGCCGUGGCCGGGUUGAUCCCAUUUCCACAUCAUAAUCAAUCUCCUAGAAACACAUAUCAAUGUGCUAUGGGUAAACAAGCUAUUGGAGCAAUUGCAUACAAUCAGUUUAACCGCAUUGAUACACUGCUUUAUACUCUCGUUUACCCACAACGCCCGAUGGUUAUCACCAAGACCAUUCAGCUUGUGCAUUACGACAAGCUUCCAGCUGGACAAAAUGCCACGGUCGUCGUCAUGUCGUACUCUGGAUACGAUAUUGAGGAUGCCCUGGUCUUGAACAAGGCUUCAAUAGACAGGGGAUUUGGGCGUUGCCAGGUCUUCCGCAAGUACACCACGGAGUUGCAGAAGUAUCCCAAUGGUCGAAGGGAGCGAAUUGGAGACCCAGUCAAUCAGGUCAAUGGCAGCACGACCCGUCGAGAGGAGAAAUAUGAAGCUUUGGACGAUGAUGGGUUGGCCACUGUCGGCUAUCGAGUCAAGAGUGGAGAGGUCAUGGUUAAAAAAGAAACGCCAUUAGACCUCACUACGACGGGAAUUGGUCUUGAUCGCGGACCAAGCGAAUACCGUGACUCUGCCAUCUCGUACCGAAUACCUGAUCCUGCCUACAUUGACAAGGUUAUGAUCUCACAAACAGAAAAGGAUACGACUGUGAUCAAGGUUCAAACGCGACAAACUCGCCGACCAGAAUUGGGUGACAAAUUCUCCUCUCGCCAUGGUCAGAAGGGUGUCGUUGGUAUCAUUGUGGAUCAGGAAGACAUGCCCUUUGCAGAUAAUGGCCUUUGCCCUGACAUCAUCAUGAACCCCCACGGCUUCCCGUCCCGAAUGACGGUAGGCAAGUUGCUAGAAUGCCUAACAGGCAAGGCUUCGGUUAUCGACGGUCGGCCAGACUAUGGCUUCGGUGAUGCCUUCAGAUCGCACCCAGUCAAGGAUAUGAGCCAGGUUCUUCUCGAUUACGGCUUCUCCUGGGAAGGCAAGGACUACUUUACGUCUGGCUUGACAGGAGAGCCGCUGGAGGCAUACAUUUUCAACGGCCCCAUCUACUAUCAGCGAUUGAAGCACAUGGUCCAAGACAAGAUGCAUUCCCGAUCUCGCGGACCCAGGGCCAUCCUCACCAGACAGCCAACUGAAGGUCGAUCCCGUGACGGUGGACUGCGUCUCGGAGAAAUGGAACGUGACUGCCUCAUUGCGUAUGGCGCCUCACAACUACUCUUAGAGCGUCUCAUGUUGAGCUCCGAUGGUGUCACGCUUGACAUUUGUCAGCAGUGUGGCCUUUUUGGAUACAAGGGCUAUUGUAACACCUGUAAGAGCACGAGGGAAGUGACACAGAUGCAGAUGCCGUAUGCGGCCAAGCUGCUUGUACAGGAGCUGAUCAGUAUGAAUGUCGGUGUUCGUCUGCAACUGGAGGACGAGUUCCCCCAUCCCCAAUGA
Molecule: messenger RNA, 3474 nt
Organism: Pochonia chlamydosporia 170
Lineage: Eukaryota; Fungi; Ascomycota; Sordariomycetes; Hypocreales; Clavicipitaceae
Product: DNA-directed RNA polymerase II polypeptide
Exons: 4
Coding region: 1-3474 (1157 amino acids)
Biological process (GO): DNA-templated transcription
Cellular component (GO): RNA polymerase III complex
Molecular function (GO): DNA binding; ribonucleoside binding; DNA-directed RNA polymerase activity
Source: RefSeq, a predicted model, not a curated record